AUGCCAGCCAAGUUUAAAGCCGUCUUUUUUGACUUCAUGGGUACUUGUCUUGACUGGCACUCCAGCGUUGUCCAGUCUUGGCCGUCUACUGUCCCCAAAGAUGAAGCCUCCAAGCUCACGCUGGAAUGGCGCAGACAAUACUUUAUCGAAAACGACAGGCGCUUCCGUCAGGGUCUUCAUCCAGAAAAUAUUGACGUGACCCUUGCACGCGUUCUCGAUGAGGUUCUGAACCAGUCGCCCGGCCAUGCAUCCGCUCUCGACUCCAAUACUAGACAGUGCAUGGUUGAAUCGUGGCAUUCCCAGCCUGCCUGGCCCGAAGUCGAGAAAGCAAUAAGAGGUGUACGGGAAGACCUCGGUCUCGAGGUCUUUGUUCACGCCAAUGGUACUACACGGCUUCAGCUUGAUCUCACUCGCUCCUCAGGGCUGACCUUCAACAUGCUAUUCUCCAGCCAGCUACUGGGCCUAUACAAGCCAAAUCUCGAUGCGUACAAAAAGGCAUUAGAGUUGGUCAAGCUUCAGGCAGAACAAGUAGUCAUGGUUGCCGCACAUGCAUAUGAUCUGCGGGCGGCCAAACAGCUGGGAAUGAAGACUAUUUACAUUCAUCGAUGGACUGACGAUAUAGAUGAGGACACGGAAGAGGUUGAGAAGGAAUUCGACGUUUUUCUAAAGGACAUGACGGAACUACCGGCUGCGAUCGAGAAGCUAUAG
Molecule: messenger RNA, 708 nt
Organism: Colletotrichum truncatum
Lineage: Eukaryota; Fungi; Ascomycota; Sordariomycetes; Glomerellales; Glomerellaceae
Product: haloacid dehalogenase
Source: RefSeq, a predicted model, not a curated record